AGAGAGAGAGAGAGAGAGAGGGAUCAGAGCAUUAGAGAGAGAGAGGGAGAGAGGGAGGCUGCAGAUAUCGAUGGCAUUAACAAUGGAGCAUUAGGAUACAGAGGGGAUAGUCAGCCAGACAACGGCUGAGGGUAAAGAUAUUUGAGGAGGGGGGCUCCUCCUCUGUGAGCACAGAGGGAGGUGGAGGGAGUAGGAGGUGGAGGAGGAGGAGGAGGAGGAGGAGGAGGAGGAUGGGCCUCGAACACAGACUUGCAAUGGCACUGCAAAAAUUGGAUUAAAGCAGUAUGCUGGACAAGAGCGAGGUGGCAACUCUAGGCCUACCCUCCACUACCAGCCAUGGAGGCUCUGACAGUAACAUCAGCGCGGACGGAGCGGCGGCAGCAGCGUCUGGGGUCAUGGCAGGGGGUGCUGAGUGUUCAGGGGCCGGCGAGCCACAGAGGACCCGUGCUGCUCUGGAGCACCUGCAGCAGAAGAUCCUAAAGGUCACCGAGCAGAUUCGCGUGGAGCAGGAGGCCCGUGACGACAACGUUGCAGAAUACCUGAAGUUGGCCCACAACGCAGACAAACAACAGGCGUCCAGGAUAAAGCAGGUGUUUGAGAAGAAGAACCAGAAGUCUGCACAGACCAUCGCGCACUUGCACAAGAAACUAGAGCACUAUCACAAGAAGCUAAAGGAGAUAGAACAGAAUGGACCAGCCCGUCAGCCCAAGGAUGUCCUGCGGGACAUGCAGCAGGGAUUAAAGGACGUCGGGGCUAAUGUUCGUGCUGGGAUAAGUGGUUUUGGAGGCGGUGUAGUCGAAGGAGUCAAAGGUGGAGUAUCUGCCCUCACUCACACAGCCGUGGUCUCCAAGCCGAGAGAAUUUGCCAGUCUAAUCAGGAACAAGUUUGGCAGUGCAGAUAACAUUGCCCACUUAAAGGACACACUCGAGGACGGAGUCGGGGGUCACUCUGAGGACGCCCCCACACCUCGUGCCCUGAGUGGAAGUGCCACUCUGGUCUCAAGCCCAAAGUACGGCAGCGACGACGAGUGCUCCAGCGCCACGUCCGGCUCCGGAGCAGGUAGUAAUUCUGGUGGUGCAGGCGGUGGAGGAGGAGGAGGAGGAGGAGGAGGGUUGUUAGGACCAACCAUGGGGAGCCCUAGACUGGACGGGCACCACCACCACCACCAUCACAUGCACAGCUCUUGGGACUCUCUACUUGAGGGCCUGCAGGAGAUAAAAGCCAGCCAGGCGCACAUGGAGGACGCCAUCGAGGACAUGAAGGGGCAGCUGCAGAGUGACUACUCCUACAUGACACAGUGCCUGCAAGAAGAGAGAUACAGGUAUGAGCGACUUGAAGAACAGCUGAAUGACUUAACAGAGCUGCACCAGAACGAGAUGACUAAUCUUAAACAGGAACUCGCCAGCAUGGAGGAAAAAGUCGCCUACCAGUCCUACGAGCGAGCAAGAGACAUUCAGGAAGCUGUGGAGUCGUGCCUGACCCGCAUCACCAAGCUGGAGCUGCAGCAGCAACAGCAGCAGGUCGUCCAGUUGGAGGGAGUUGAGAAUGCCAAUGCUCGAGCUCUGCUGGGCAAACUCAUCAACGUCAUCCUGGCGCUCAUGGCUGUGCUGCUGGUCUUUGUCUCCACCUUGGCCAACUUCAUCACCCCGCUGAUGAAGACCAGAGCCCGGGUGGCCGCCACCGUCCUGCUGACCUUGCUGCUGUUCGUCCUGUGGAAGCAGUGGGACUUUGUGGAGCCAUGGCUGCUGCCCAGCUGAGCUCCUUGCAUAAGAAAGAGACUCCAGGGGCUAGAGAAGCUGGUUUCACCUCAGUCACCACCACUUUAAAGGAUGCAGAGACUGAAAUAGAAUAAGAGCCGCUGUGCUUGUUCCCUUUGAGUGUAAAGGUGGAGCAUCUGAGGACAAAACAUGGCACUUUUAGUUAGGGAGUGACAAAGGACUCAUCUCAUCUCGCCCCCAAAUCUCUUGGUGUUGAUGACCAAUCAUCGAUUGCAUUGCUGUCACCAAAAAAACUGAGUUUCCUGAAAGAAAUCUUUGGAUCAUCUUUUUCUAAUUAUUUAUGAUACAUGAAUUAAAAAAGACCUGAGCAACUUAUAAUGACUUUAAAAUGCCGACCUUGUUCUGCUGUAACCUUCAUGUUGAAGCUAUAGUAUAUUUGAGAGGAAAAGGUUUUUUUUUUUUUAUGAAUGUUAUGUGCUCAUGCAUGUCCUCGUACGUGCACUGAGAUGCAUCUUAGCUGGCAUGAGUUAACAUUUCAUUAAUGACAAAGUGAAUCUCCUAUAACUGCCAUUUUGUUGUCAGAAAUACAGUGCACACAUGUCAUAUCUCAACAUUCCUGAUUUGUUUCACAUCCUGUUCUGGUGUUGAAGCAGUGCUUUUAGACGCAUUUCUUUCCUGUCUGUCUUUUUCUUGAAGUCGACUGAACUGUUUCAAAAAAAGAAAAGAAAAGAAAAAGAAAAACGCUGAUAUCUGCGACAAGUUCACUAUAAUAAUUCAACUAUGUAAACUCUGUUCUGUCCAUAAAAUGCUAUUUCAUAACCACUAUUGUAGAACCGUUACUAUCCACAGUGUCAAAUUAACUGGCAUGUCGAAUUGUAUCAAAGUUUAUAUCCAGUUUGCAAAAAAUAAUUAUUUGCUGUUUUACUAAACGAUGUAAGAAAUAAAUGAUUUCAUAUAUUAGGCUCA
Larimichthys crocea (large yellow croaker) is the source of this 2684-nucleotide messenger RNA. It is a transcript of the gene tmcc2, whose product is annotated as transmembrane and coiled-coil domain family 2. Bases 285 to 1757 code for a protein of 490 amino acids. NCBI's taxonomy places the organism in Eukaryota, Metazoa, Chordata, Actinopteri, Sciaenidae. Gene Ontology annotation, biological process: amyloid precursor protein metabolic process. The record is from RefSeq and is a predicted model, not a curated record. Gene Ontology annotation, cellular component: endomembrane system. The transcript has 5 exons.